Molecule: messenger RNA, 3083 nt
Organism: Acanthopagrus latus (yellowfin seabream)
Lineage: Eukaryota; Metazoa; Chordata; Actinopteri; Spariformes; Sparidae
Gene: emx1
Product: empty spiracles homeobox 1
Exons: 3
Coding region: 1242-2249 (335 amino acids)
Biological process (GO): neuron differentiation; regulation of DNA-templated transcription; central nervous system development
Molecular function (GO): DNA-binding transcription factor activity, RNA polymerase II-specific; DNA binding
Source: RefSeq, a predicted model, not a curated record
AAAAAAAAAAAAAAAAAGAUGCUUAAAGAGAGAAAUAAGGAGAUUUUAGGGGGGAAACGUCUUUUAGGAGCCUUUAGCUCUAAACGCCCUAAUCAACAACUUGUUUUACCUCAUAAUUUCCACCGGUAAUGAUUUUCUAAUGCAACCUCCGCGCAAACGAGCGCAUUAAGAGGAUAAUUAUUAACUUGGUUAGUGCGGCAUGGAAGCGGAGCGCCGAGGGGAUUCAGCUCCGAAACACAAUUACCUGCUGCUUCCUCCUGCAGGAGCCGAGCUCCCACAGAGGACGAGCUCCGGUCUGUGCUUCAUCACAGCGUUCAGGCGUCAAACUCGGUUCAAAACAAACUGAUUUGAUUUUUAAUUGAUGCAUCUGAGAAGCCAGAAGGGAAAUUUGUGUCUUUGAAAGAGAAAAACUCACACAAAUGUUUGUUUUUUAGUGCGUUUGUGUAUUUGUAAUAUUACUGUUUCAAAUAAAUUAAUAUCAACAUAUAUACAUUAAAUGAAUUCGAUUACAGCUAUUGAUAUUAUUAUUAUGAUCAUGAUAGUUUGCAUUUAUAGCGCGAAAAAUAAGUAUUAAGUUGAAAAAUGUCAAUAGAAAAAUCUUAAUUUCCUGAUUUUCUUCAAGUUCAACGUGUAUAAAACACACACACUCUCACACACUGAUAAAUUAAUUACAAAUUGAAACUAAUCAAUAAAGAUGACCAACUGUUUUAUUUUUAUGGGAUUAAAGAAGAUGAAAAAAAAAAAGUUUCUGUUUUUAUCUUCGGUGAAAGUUCACCUGAGCGCAAAAUGCGCUUCAGCAGAUAAUAAAAACUGAGUUACAGGCCUGUUGAUACUUCACUGAACACGUCCAGCGUCACUUUACUUUACAUGGGAGGAUUUUUAUGUUUGAUAUCUGUAAAAAAACAAAAAACAAAAAUAAAACCAGGUGAUUUAACGGGCUGGAGGAGUGAAACUCGUCCAGGAACAACAGCCACACUGAAACCCUGGUGAGGUUUCCACUCGUGUCCUGUGACCCUUCGCCUCCGUGUCCGCGUCACUUCUGCAGAAUUUCCUGGCUGAUUGAAGUUUAGCUGCUCGCCCCCCUCCGGCUGCUUGUUUCCCCUCCCGAGCACCGACAUAUUACGGGCUGAGUAGGACGCACAAUGAGCCAUUAAUUGGAGCACACAUGUUUUCUCAGCGUGCCUCUGUAACUAAGCCUCCUCGCCGGGGCCCCCGUGUCGAUCUAUGAAGCAGGUAUUUGAAUGAGGAAGACCUAUUGGCAGGUGCUCUGGUCCAAUCAGCGCGCUCCGUGCGCGGCGUCGAGACGCACUGAAGGUUGGAGGCGCUUUGACUCGGUGCGCAGAAACCCUCUGAGUCCACGGAUCGGGCUCAUUUGCAGCGCUGUUGAGUUCUGUAGCAGCAUCUCCUCCAGGACGAGCCCGCGUACACACGAACCCGCAGACCGUCCUCAGCGCUCCACCUGUGGUCAUGACGCGCCUCUGAGAGGGAGCUUACUUCUUCUUCAGCGACAGAUUUCUUCUCUUCUGGUCUCGUUUUUCCUUCCAGAGAUGAUGUUUUCGUCUGCAGGGAAGCGCUGCUUCACGAUAGAGUCUCUGGUCGCCAAGGAGAACCCUCUGACGGCCGAGGACCCGAUCCGUCCCACGGCUCUAAGUUACUCCAACCCGACGACAGAUGCCUUAAUGAACAGCUACCAGGGGCCACCGGCCAGGUCCCUGUACCAGACCCCGGACCUGGUGUUCCCAGAGACGGUCGGCCACCCCUCCCUCACCGUGGCUCCCCACCAGCUCGGAGGCUCCCACCUACAGCAUCCGCACUUCUUCGGGACGCAACACCGAGACCCGCUCAACUUCUACCCCUGGGUGCUCCGGAACAGGUUCUUUGGACACAGAUUUCAAGGUAACGACGUGUCCCAGGACAGCCUGCUGCUCCACGGUCCCUUCGCCAGGAAGCCCAAACGCAUCCGGACCGCCUUCUCGCCCUCCCAGCUCCUCCGGCUGGAGCGAGCCUUCGAGAAGAACCACUACGUGGUCGGAGCCGAGAGGAAGCAGCUGGCGAACAGCUUGAGUUUAUCCGAGACGCAGGUGAAGGUGUGGUUCCAGAACAGGCGGACUAAGUACAAGCGGCAGAAGCUGGAGGAGGAGGGACCCGACAGCCAGCAGAAGAAGAAGGGGAACCACCACAUCAACAGAUGGCGCAUCGCCACCAAGCAGGCCAGCUCGGAGGACAUAGACGUCACCUCAGAGGACUGAAAGAAAACCUCCUCCCUGAACCCUGCGUCUCCUUCUGACGCACCAGAGGACCAACCACUAUUUAUUAUGUAAUAUUAUUAAGUAUAAUUAGACCGGUUAGAGGACGGCUGCGCAUCUCUUCAUCGAGGUGUUUUUACUCCGUGACACUGGGAGAAGAAAAAUACAUAAUUAUUUAAUGACAUCCGUCGUGAACGUCUCUGGACGAGGAGAAGCAUCGUUUAAUGAAUCUUUGGUGUGACGACCAAAGACGAAGAGAGAAACAACGUCAACCUCUAUCAUAGUGUUUGUUGUUUUUUUUAAAUUGUACAUAGGCCGCGUAUAAAGGUUGUUUUUGAAAAGAAGGCUAUUUGUUUCAUUAAACGCUGUUUUUAACCACCUGCUUAGGUCAUUAACACCUCGUCGCUCAGCCCAAACCUGUGAGCCACGUUAAUUUAAAACAUUUGUGCUUGUCGCACGAUUCCGACGAGCCAGAAGAACAAAAGCAGGAAACGAAGGAUGCGUGGAAGAAGAUCCACGGUUCCCUAUAAUGAAGAUUCAUCCCCACAGACAGACAGAGAGAGAGGGACGCGAUUCACGAGCAGCUGUGCGUGACUUCCGGGACAGACGAGAAGCUGCAGAGACCUCUGGCGUCAGGGGCGAGUUGUGCCACAUAAUAAAAAACAAAACAAAAAAAAAGCAGCUCCACAGAUUUGUGCUUCUUCUGCCAUGUCACAUCUGUCAGUGUGGGGUGAUGGACGACAUCUUUAAACCCCAUGUGUCAUACAAAAAAACAGAACGUGUAAUUACAAAAAAAAGAUGUUUUAGAAAUAAAAACAAAAGAUAUUUCUCUCAUGA